Molecule: messenger RNA, 351 nt
Organism: Homalodisca vitripennis (glassy-winged sharpshooter)
Lineage: Eukaryota; Metazoa; Arthropoda; Insecta; Hemiptera; Cicadellidae
Product: transcription factor Adf-1-like
Exons: 2
Coding region: 1-351 (116 amino acids)
Biological process (GO): regulation of transcription by RNA polymerase II
Cellular component (GO): transcription regulator complex; nucleus
Source: RefSeq, a predicted model, not a curated record
AUGGGUGACCAAGAACUAAACAUUAAGCUAGUUGGAGCAGUGGAGAAGCAUGAAGCACUUUACAAUUACAAACUCCCAGACUAUGCACGGAAAGAUGUAUCGGAGAAAGCAUGGAAAGAAGUGGCCGCUGAAGUAAAUAUGACAGUGCAAGAUUGCAAAGAGAAGUGGAGAAAUCUACGAACCGUCUUUAUGAGAAGAAUGAAACCUUCCCCUACUGGUUCUGGGGGGAAGAAAAAGGCAUACUACUUGGAAAAUGCCAUGCAGUUUUGUCUGCCAUUCAUAAAAAGUUACUCCCCCCUCUCCGGGAAAUUUGCCUCCACCACCCAGCAAUACCCAGUCUACAGUUCCUGA